Molecule: messenger RNA, 9939 nt
Organism: Rhipicephalus microplus (southern cattle tick)
Lineage: Eukaryota; Metazoa; Arthropoda; Arachnida; Ixodida; Ixodidae
Product: ankyrin repeat and BTB/POZ domain-containing protein 2
Molecular function (GO): protein heterodimerization activity
Source: RefSeq, a predicted model, not a curated record
AUGGCGUCGGUGCCCGCGGUGCCCGAGUUCCGGGACGCCGACCAGUGCCGCCAGCACGGGCUCGAGAUUAUUCGGCCCAAGCCGCGACGCCUCGGAGACCUGAACCGGCCGCACGACACCAGGAUGCCCGCUGAGGGCGCCUCCCUCAGGGCGUCGCACCGGGACCUCAUCGGGGGCUCUGCUCCUUCGCUCACCAAGCUGUCCGUGCGCGACCUGUGGCCGAGUCCUUCGGGGCGCUCGUCGCACGAGGCGUCUCCCAGGUCUUGCCUGUCCGCCGCCGCGUCGUCUUCGUCUCCCGGUCCACCCGGGUCCAACCGCGCGACUCCCGUUCGCGAAACGCCCGUGUUGAGCAGCAGCAGUAGCGGCGCCAGCAGCAGGGCCUCGCCCGGUUCCCUGGCCCUGUCGGCGGCCACACGUGCCUCGCCAGCUCGCAACAAGCUGUCGGUGGCCGAGUCUGCCAUGACGCGCGAACAGGACGAGCAGCAGCAGCAGCUGGACGAGGGAUUCCCGCCGGAUCCAAACUUUUCCGUGUACCGUGACUCGGCCUCCAACACGGACUGCGGCUCGCUUAGCAAGAGUUCUUCGGACGGCGAUCCCGUCGUUUCACGGCGCAAGCCUCUCGCGAGGCUCAAGUCUCGUCGCCGCAACAUACUCAGCUUUCCUCUCAACCCCGAGGACCCGCGGUUAGGCAUGCGUCGCCACGACCUCUACGCCGGCGGAUCCUCUUCCGACGAGAACAGGUCAUCGGGUCAUGCCAGUAUGAGUGACGGUGGUCAGUCGUCGUACGCGAGUUCAACGUCGCCACCGACGUACCUGGACUUCGCCCGCGGGACGCCGUCGGCCACACCACUUACCAAAUCUCUGCACAAUGUGCCCGGACACCUCAAAGCUGUACCCGAAGACGAACGAGUCCCUCCGACGUCGAUAUCGGCGUCGCGUCUCUGUCGCCGAUCCCAGCCAUCGUCGUCGUCUUCGUCACACGGCCGUCGUGGAUACCGAAGUAGCAGCGGGGGCAGCUACGAACUCCACGAGAGCUCGGCCAACCUGGACGAUAUCCGGCAGGCCGUGGAACAGCUUGCCGCCCGAACGCAGCAAGGGACGAACAACAGCGGCGGCUACUCGACGUCCACGUACUCGUCGGACGCCGAGCCUGGCGGCGUUGGCGGGGGCGUGCGGAGGCUAAUGCGGCAUUCGAGUCUCGAGACCAUCGCCACCAACAUCACGAGCGCCGAAGAGUUCGUCUGGGUGGACAACCUGCAGUCCCGCCUCGUGGAAAUGCAGCGGCCGCCCUGGACUAACCACGACGUGCUGCGCGUUCUCCAGAGCGGCCGCCUUCGCGAGCAGCGUCGCAAGAUCUCCAUGGAGGUCGUGCCGCGGCUUUCAUUCCUCUUGCAGAGGCCCCUGGUGCGCGUCGCCAGGGAGGCUCAGAGGCUUUCGCGUCCGCUGGGCGUGUGCGGCAAACGGCAGGUGAGCGGUGCCCUGUGCAUCGUGUUGUCGCCAGCCCUGGCCGAGAGCUGCGUGAGUGCUUGCCACCGAGCCGCCGCUAUGUACACGUCAUCUUCGUGCGACCAGCUACGGCUGGGCAAGAGCGCCCGCGCCGGUCUGCAACUGCCCGUGGGCCGGUUUCAGCGCUGGGCGUGCGACGCCCGUUUGGCACCGUGCGUGCACGAGUACGGCGCCCUGUACCUGACGGCGGCCGCCGAGAACCUGCUGGAGGAACUGGUGCUUCGUUGCUUGGAGCCCGGAGCCACGCUGACGGCCGCCGCGCUCGAGGCGGCCAUCGCGAGCAGCGGAGAACUCUGGGGACUCUUCCAGCCGUUCGCACACCUCAACGCGGGAAGGACGGCCACAGGCGCUCUGUCGAUGCCUCGAUGGCCUCAGCAGCUUCAACAGUGCUCAAGUGGCCGCGGAGGCCAGGGCGUGGAUCCACAGCAGCCCCAGUCGCCGGGCCAGCAACCUUCGUCCAAGGAUGACCAUCACCGGAGCCCAUCGGCAGCGAGUGACGCCCAUGAACAGAGUUUUCUGACCACUUGCGUCGGGAGCAUCGCAGAGCUGAGUGAGCUCCUGGCAGCGGUGACACAGCUGUACCAGAGCCGCAUGGGUUCGCAGCGCCCUCCGCUCAGCUGGGGCCCUGGAGCCGUGCACGCGCUCUACCACUACAUGCGUUGUUCACAGCUCGAGCACGCCGAACAUGGAUCGUCCAGGCGUUCGGCGGGUCCGGAGCUCAUUUAUGAGAGGCCAUACCAGGUGCUCCCUCCGCUUGUGGAGUGGGUGCGGGUGGCGCACGCGCAUGCCGAGUACCGGCGGUCGCCCCUCGUGGACCAGGAUGACGUCAUGCAAGCUGCGCGCCUGCUGCUUCCCGGAGUCGACUGCCCCGUGCGGGCCAUAGGUGAACUUCACGAAGAACGUCUCCUGCUGCUUCGACGACACAGUUCGGCCUCGGCGGACGACGUGCAGCAGCAGCCCCAGGAGUGGGCGCGCCAACUGCAGACCGAGCUGGCGUUCAGGCUCGUCUCUCUGUGCGGUCAACAGGGCACGGGUGCGGCCGUGGUGUCUCAGGCGAUGGCGCUGCUGCCAGCGUCAACCCGACUGGACACCCGCGACCAGCGUGGCCUGACGCCGCUCAUGCUCGCUUGCGCCAGAGGAGACGAGGUCGCUGCCCGAGUUCUCGUCCAAGCAGGAGCCGACAUACACGCCGAGGCACCACUGUGCACGUCUCAAUGUCCACUAGCCAUUCCAGAAGUGCAGGGCUGGACAGCGCUUACGUUCGCCACCACACAAGGAAUGGCAUCCACUGUUCGAAUGCUUCUGGAGAAAGGUGCCAACGUCGAAGGCAGCUCAGCUCCAAAUGAGGAGAAGGUGACGGAAACUCCACUUCAGUUGGCUGUCGCAUUCAGUCACCUGGAGCUGAUAAGCGUACUGCUGUCGUACGGAGCAAAGCCGUUCUGUGCCACACCGUUCCUGGACGCGCAAAGCUACGGUGGUGCGCAUCCACGCGGCUGCUAUGGAGCAGCGGCAGUGGCGGCGGCACAUGGACGCCGCAGCGCGCUGCGAAGGCUGCUCGCCCAUCGCGCACUGCCGGAGGCCGACGAUCAAGGGGACGUGCUUUCUCUACACGAAAUUCUGGCCGAAGGUGCUGGGACCACGGACCGCAGGACAAUUAGAAGUAACAAGACAUCGAGCCCGGACGAAGGGCUGGAAGGAGGCGGCCACCAAGUCCAGCAGCGGAAAGCGGGCCAGCCUCUGAGUAAAGCACAUGUGAAAGCUUUGCAGGAAGCCAUGUACCAGAGCGCGGAGAAUGGAUACCUCGAGGUCACCUUGGAUCUCCGGAGCAUAGGUGUUCCUUGGACAUUACACUGCUGGAUGCAAACGUUGACUAUGGCUCAUGAGCAGCAACUUGAGAGUACUAUUGAUGAACUGCUGCAAGAUUUCCUACAUGUCUGGCCAGAAGAUUGCAGCACACAGUUUGUGGAAGACUGCCUGCCCCUGCUGUUCUCCAUCUUUAGGCAUAGCAAGAAUGAAGGCACCACCCUGCUUUUAGCAGACAUCUUCUCUGUUUGCUACGGAGAAGAGAGCAUCAAGGAAAUUCGGGACGUUUCACUCUCUGGUGGCGCAAGGAUAGACCCCAAGUAUGUCAACAAUCCUGAGAUGUCGGACGUGCAGUUCAGGGUAGAAGGUCGUGCCUUCUACGCUCACAAGAUCAUCCUGGUAAAUGCGUCACCUCGCUUCAAGGCAAUGCUCUCCUCAAAGUCGGCGGAGGGCAGCACGCCUGUCGUCCAGAUCAAUGACAUACGAUACGACAUCUUUCAGCUCGUCAUGCAGUAUUUGUACAAGGGAGGCUGUGAAGACUUCGACAUUGACCAAAACGAUGUGCUUGAGCUUCUAACAGCGGCCACGUUCUUCCAAUUGGAUGGCCUCGUUCGCUUCUGCGAGGCACGCUGUUCCAAGUGUGUUGACCUGGACAACGUGGUCGCCACUUACGUGCAUGCCAAGGUCUACAAUGCAGUCCAACUUCUCGAGUACUGCCAGGGUUUCCUGCUGCAGAACCUGGUCGCGCUGCUCAGCUACGAUGACGGUGUACGGAAGUUGCUCUUCGGCAAGCGGUUACACAAUCACGACGUUCUUAGCGGCUUGCUACUCACGCUUCAGGCUAGAGUCAAGCAGCGGGUAGCCAUGUCCAAGUCUCUCGCCGGCAAGCGGGCUUCCACCAACAACGAUGCGAAGAUGAGGCUAGUCGGUCCCAACAAGUAAAUGAUGGCCGCCACAAACGUCCAGUCAACGGACAUAAGAUCAGCAAGGCAGAAGCGGUGACUUGAAUGAGUAUGCACCAUGAGAUGACAUUCUGCCUGAGCUCUGCCACUGUCACUGAAAGAAACCAACAACACCAACAAAAAUACAGUGAAGAAUCCGGCCAUCAUGUGACUCGCAUGCGUCAGAACUCUAAAGAUGGCCAGCAUCUUGUGAACUUCUACUCACCCACGCCCUGCUUCCAUGGACACAAAGAAAUGUUGAAGUCUACAUAUGCAAAUAUUGCUUCCCUCAUGUUCUCGAGAACUAGCACAGCUGUCCAGCAUGCCUUAAGCAUCUGUGAGAAGAAAAGUGAAUUUGUGUCUUCAUCAUUUCGUGCUGUAGUAGAUGGUGGGGUAACACUGCCUUGUGGGGUGGGGAUGUGAUACCACUGUAGGUAAUGCGCUCAGAGAUUUUUCGGCUUACUUUGGUUUGCACUUAACUUGGCGCGAAUGUCAUGAGUGCCUUGGCAGCCUUCAUGGGUGCACUAAAGUCUACGAUUGUUUGCCUCUGUAGUGGGAUUUUGAAUCUCUAUGUGUUUAGGGCUCAGCGCUGCCUUGAGUCGUUUCCUGUGAACGACGUUGACUAUGAAGGGGACUGUCUUUUUUUGUUUUUUUUACAAUACUGUACUCAUCCUUCUUGCUGAGACAUUGCGACUCAACUAGAACAUUUUUGUGUUCCGUGUAUAGAGACUGUGCCCCUAGAUGACCUUGCAUUCAAGCUUGCAAGAAGUGGCAUACCAGUACCGGCCCUGACAAAGAGGGAAGUUUGAUCAUGGCUCUGUUCUUUGGCAUGACAAUGAAAACCCUGCUAGACAUUCUAAAUGUAUUUUUUAUGUAUUAAAACGGGACAAAUAUUAUGCAGCCUAAUAGGACUACAGCUAGAAGUUUCUGAAAAUUGGAACUUUACCGCGUGCUCGUGAGUGGAUGUCCGAAGUUUGCUUCAGAUUUUGUGUGUAUUUUAUGCGUUCUUUUCAACUACAAGGUUUCUUUAGUUGGUAUCUAAAAUUAUCAGGACUAACGUAGCUGCCAUCUCGAGGUGCGAGAUGAUGAAAUAGUGCCAUGUCGUGAAGUGUUAUCUUGACGUGUUCACAUGCAAAAGUGGGUCGUUUAAAGCUCUGACGUGGUGUGCUAUUCGUGUCCAUUCCUGAGUAGCGCUAACGUUAGAGUUCGCUUUUGCGUUUCUGGUAUGAAUCGUAGGCUGCCAACGUGGCGUAGUCAGCACCGAUGCUCUAAAAGAUGGUCCUUGGUUGCAGAUACUGUUUAGGGGCCAGUGCCAUAUCACGUGGUCCGUUCACGUAUUCGGAGCUGCUCGCUAGUUCCCAACUCUGUCUGAAGGUGCCGGUAGGACUGUUACUGAAAUCGGUGCGUCAAGUUGUAGCCGCGUAUUACAGUAGACUCCCAAUAAACAAAACCUGAAGGGACCAGUAAAAUGUUUUCGUUUAGCAGGAGUUUCGUUUACUGAGAUAUAAACAGGGGCACAAAAUGCAGGAACGAAACCAAUCUAAUGUGCAGCUAAUGUGCAGGCAUAUGGUUUAUGAGCUACUGAUACCUUCAAAAGCUGAUUUUCGUGAUGCUGAGAAAUACACCUUUAAAACUACCACAUUUUAUUCAUAUACAGUACAGACGCACUCGAACAAAAAAAUGAAAAUAAAUUAUGAGUAUGGGCACAACAAAGGACCGCCGUCUUUGAACAAUACAUGCGAAGGCAUUCUAUUGUCAGCUAUGUGCCUUCACUGCAUCCUCGAGAAAAUAAGGUGCAGUUUUCAAAACUAACAGCUCAAAAAGUAGCCUGUGUUUUCAAUUUUGCGUUGACUGCCUAUACUCUUUGCAAAACUCAAUGCAUGAGAUUGAGAGAAAUGCGUUUCCCUGUUUAAGCUGAGUGUCUAACAAAAAUUGCGCGCCCUGGUCAAUGUGCUUGUUAAUUGUUUCUUGUUAUGACAAUGACGUUCACGAAACAGGCCGAGCAGUAGUUCGUAAAUGACUUUGUUUUCACUUCUGACGUUGAUUGACAGAAGUGUUGUAUUGAAACAUUCUCGUUUUGCAACGCUUUGGUCUUUUAACAAUAACAGUAAACGUCCCUAGAAGAUUCCUCUAUUGACACUAACAUUCCGUGUGGGACCAAUAUAAUGGCUUGAACAUGCCUGACUACGUGUAAUACUUAUUCACCAACCGGCGUCUGUUUUUCCAACUGCCCAGCGGAACUGGCCAGUCGCGGCAUGUCGGGAUGGCUUUGCAACCGCAAAACAGAUGGGAACAUAAUCGUUGCCGAAAUGAGUGCUGAGGAAUGCAGAGUUCUCUUGAGUUUGUAAAUAGUUUCAUGUCUUUGGUGCACAAUUUAAUGUGAAUGGAGAAAACAAUUGUGUGCUCUUAGACUCAGCCCUGGUAAAAUACUCGUCCUGAGUUGUCUUUUGUGGUUGCCAUUUUGGAUCCUGUAAGUGUUGUGUGAAUGUGUGUUUAUAUUUGUGCAUAAUCUAAAGUAGUAAUGAGCGUAUCAUUGUAGUUGCUGUCAGGAGUGACUUUGAGUGCUCUCUUCCCAGUGCUGCAAAAAAAGAUCGCUGGAUACUGAAUUUAGAUUUUCAUUCUGUGUGUGUUAACAGGUUUUUAGUCCACAGGAAACCAUCAGUAAUGAUAUGAAAAACAUAUCAGGGAGAGCGGCGUAUGGACCAGAUAAUUUCAGAAGUGACACGCGUGACGCGCAGUGUCUAACACUAGGCAAUAACUCACUGCAAUUUUCUUUUCUUUAUUGAGUACAACUCAAGCUGGAUAGUUUGUCAAUUUAUUGGAAAAAAAAAGUCGACUGAUUUUACAACAGGGAUUCACUUGCUUUGGACCUUAUGCAAUAAUAGAUUUUCUGAUAUCGAACAUACUUUAGAAGACUUUAUGAGUGGUAUUUAAAAAAUGGCAAAGUAUCAAAGAAUGAUUGAGGCAUCAUCUGUUUAUAGGACGUGUCUAUUGUCUCUCCCUGCUUUGAAGUGUUUGGUGCUGAAUUGUAAUUGGGUGGUUCCCAUACUAUUUUCUGAUAUUUCAUACGCGACCUAUCAUUUGGCUCCUAAUAUCUCCUAAAUCAAAAACUAUGUGUUCUUCUGAAUUUUUUUCAAGUAUUUGCUGUUUUAGUAUGUCGCACUCUUAUAACAAAAAUGUUAUAAAUAGUUUUUUUUGUAGUUACUGAUAAUAUACGUUGUCAAAAUAUUCCCUGCACGUGCGCUGAACUAUUCCUUCGUAGCUGAUGAGAGAAAAAUACUGGUAUCGCUUCAAAAUGGUCAAUUUUUCCACCUUGUAAAAAAAGAUGUUAAAUCAGAUAAAACAUUUUUUCUCGGUUUUUCAUAGGGGCAAGAACUUUGAACAUGAAUGACGUCGAGCUACACGACAGAAAUUUUAACAUUGCUAAUAAAAAUAUCCUCGAACGAAGGCCAACAUAUUCUCCGCUUGAAACGUGUUUCUAGGCCAGUUUGGUAACACUACUUUGAUAAUCUCUCAUUGGCCAGCAUUUCUUAGCCAUUUUAGUGCAGCUUUAUGAGCACUCAUUGAAGGUUUGUUCGGGGACACUGACAUUUAUCAUGGGACUAAUGAAUUGUGUUCAGUCUAUUAUUAUGUUCUGUGGCCUUUUUAAGAGAAACUUUUUUCCUCCAUGUGUUUACAUGUGGUACGUUAUCUUACUGCAAUGGAACGUUUUGUUCAAGCGACCCAAACGACAAUGUCGUCUCAUCCAACAUAAGUGGGACCAAGAAAAGACUUGCACAUUCACUCAUGUUCAUGUGCCAAACGAAGCCCAGCUUCAGAGCAUUACGAUACCCAUGCCUAAUACAUGUCAUUUCCUUCACAUCUGUGUGUGUAACCUAGGACUAUUUAAUAAUGUGAUCAUCUACAGUAGCAUAAGUUGCAUUUAGUUUCACAUCAGAAUACUUGCGCGUUAGCGGACUGGAUACUUCUUAUUGUUUGCAACUAUAUACCGGAAAUAGUGAGUGCGUAUUUACGAUAAACGUCUUAGUGAACUCACCAGUCGAGCAGCUUUAGUGCCAAACAGGCAGCCUGCAAAUGCGAUGAGUCGAUGUCAAAAACCGAACCUAUGUUUUUUACGUUGAAAUCGCAUGAGUGAACUGUUAAGUAUCGAUAUGGAUGUGGUGAGGCACUGGAAUGAUAUGAAAUGACUGUUUGAUGUCACUGCACUCUCAAGAACACAAGAUGGUCUAAAUUUGUGAACCCCUCCAUUGCGUUGUGAAUAAUCAUAUCGUGGUGUUAACUGGUAAAACUAAAGAUAUUGCUCUUAUUAUUCACGCAGACUUCGUUUUUCACUUUGGGCAAGAUUUCGCUUUGUCAGAAUUGCGUUGCAGAUUUGGGAAAAGCAAACAAAAAAAGAGAGAAAUGGAACUCAAUUGGCAGUUUGAUAUUGUUUCGAGAACUUCUAUAAUGCAGAACCUGCAAAGACGUUGGAAUGCUUUUGAAGGUAUCUUAGGUUGGCUAGGUUGUCUAGGGUUAUUUGCAGAACAAUGCAAGCUGCUGGACAUGCGAAACUCAAUGUCCCGGCAAAGCAACUGUUCUAGCGUGAGGUCCUAUGUGUUUCAUUUUACUGUCCUGCCUUGAUGUUCAUUUAAAUACUUCGUUGCCAGGUGGUGUCACUGUGCGAUGAUAAAAUUCACAGCUGGGAACAUUAACAUUGCUGGUUAAGAACACAAACGAAAAGAAAUGGUCGUCAUCCUGAAAGCUAACUGUUCUACAUCGUCGCCCCUUUUCUACACUAUUCAUGUUGGUGAAGCAAAGGGUAUGCUAGGAUGAUGUGUCUCGUGGUAGUAGGCCUAAAUAAACACAAAAAAGAAUACUCAUCAAUGUCCUGUGAAGUGUUCACGUUGCCACUGUGCAUUAUUUCAUUUUGAUAAUAUUUACGGUGAUUACUAAGACAGCCUUGUUGGCAAACUACCUCAAUGCGCUUCUUCCGUAUCGUUUAUCCAUUUAUUUUUAUAAUUAUACGAAGCGUAGUAAUUAAAUGCACACGCCAUGUCGGAACCUUGUACAUAAAAAAACUCCUGUCAUCCCACCGAAAUCAAAUUUCUGUGCCUAACUUGGACAAAAAGAAAAAAAAAAAGGUCGUGACAAUCAUAGUCACGACUUAGACAAUCGCUACUGCGCUAGUUCAACCGCCGAAGAGAUUCGGUACAUAGCUUUGUAAAUUGAUUUUCUUUCUUUUUUUUUCCUUGCGCUUGCAUACAAUAUUUUUUGCCGCCAGCGCUGUGUGUUUCCUUAAUUUGUCUAAAAUUGUGUACCACUACCUGGCAAAUGCCGAGCGCAUAAUGGCUAGAACAAGAACAUUAUACUCACUUAACAAUUAUGUUCGGAGGGAGGGAGGGUGUAUUUGUGUAAAGCGUUUGGCUAGUUUAUGUUUGUUUUGUGUGUCUGUGCAUGUUUUGUCGAACCUGCAGAGUUUGUUCUACCUGUGUUUUUAAUUGAUGCAUGCAACGUGUCCCUUAGUUUGGAGCUUUUUGGGCACUGAAAAAUGAGUCAACAACGAAAAAAAAAGAAUAACCACGAAUACAAAAUGCGGAGCUUGUGUAGCUCUCAAAACUGCUUUGUGUUUUUUUAAAUAACUGACUGGUAAGAAGAAUAACACCAGUUUUCAGUGCCUGUGAAUCGAAAAUAAAGUUUUUUUUUUCAAGAA